AUGUUCAGUCGUAAAAUAAAUGUACGGAAAAUAUUUUUUUUUCAAUUUUUUUUGUUAUAUGCAUUACGGAAUGUUGUUGCUGAAUCAAUAACAAUACCACCUCUCCAUUCAUUUGAAGACUACGAUAGCUGUUUAGCUCUUCCAUCCCCAAACAAUACAUACUGUGUUGUUUUUGCAGAAAUAAUACCAAAUGCAACAUCCACAUUAUGGAAAAAUAUUACACAGCUAUCAUCUGAUUUUAGAUAUAAUUACAGACAUGAUCAUUUAUUUUUUGGAGUUUGUUUAAAUACUUGCAUAAACAUUGUGAAAUCCUUAAACACUGACAUUGAAAAAUAUAUUACUGGUGAAAUUAAAGAUAAUGAGCUUGCGUCAUAUUAUGAUACUGUACAUAAAAAUAAUGCUGAAUUAAAGGCAAACUACAAGAAUGUGACAAAUAUUUGCCUUAAUUAUAAAUUUAUGGAAAAAUAUAACCUAAAACUUCGCACCUAUAUUGAAUAUUGUCAGAGUGGAAACUCAACUCCAUUUAGUGAUAAUGAUACAUUGGAUAUAAUAGCUUAUUACAUUUUUGGUGUUAUUUUGGUUCUUAAUAUUGCAUCAAGUAUAUAUGAUUAUGCUCUCAAAAAAAAGAAAUCUCAAACUGCUUGCACUAAAAAUUUCUAUAAAGAAGAUUUAAAUACAAAUGUUGAAAAGAUUUUGACGUCUUUUUCGUUUUUACGUAACUACCAUCGUUUGACGAGGCGCCCCAAUCCAAAUGAUUUAAUUAAAAACUUAGAAGGCUUUAAUGUAAUUCGAAUUAUUGGAGUGUAUUUAGUGAUAUCUGCUCAUGUUUACUUACUUGUACUGACAUCCCACAUGCAAAAUUCGGAAUUUAUUGAGACAAUGUUAAAACAUGCCGAAGCAAUAAUCAUACAAAAUGGAACUGCUUUCAUACAAAUAUUCUUCAUAAUCAGCGGAUUUUUGUUGAAUUUCACUUUUAACCAAAAGCAAAUGGUAACCCCGUCUACCGAUAUUAAGCAAGGAAUUGUGAUUUAUUUUAAGAUAUUCAUACUCCGCUAUAUAAGAUUUCUCCCAUCUCUGCUUUUAUAUAUACUUUUCACUGGUACAAUACUAAAUAAAUUACAAGAUGGACCUCUUUGGUUGCAUAUAGCACAGCCAGACCGUACCUUUUGUCGAGAGUAUUGGUGGAAGAACAUACUUUUUAUUAAUAAUUUCUUUAUGAAAUAUAGUUGUUCACAUCAGACUUGGUAUCUUGCAGCCGAUAUGCAACUGUUUGAAUUAUUUCUAAUAAUCACAAUAAUUACAGCAAAAUAUCCAAAUUUGAAGAAGUACAUAUACUUUGUGUUAAUUCUAUGUGCUUUUUUGAUACCAAGUUUAUUAACAUACUACUUAAACCUCGAACCAAUUUAUCACAUGUAUCCAGAAACAUACCGAUACUUGUACUUCAGAAAUAAUGAAACGUUCUACCAAACUUAUAUACCUUUCUAUACCAAUAUUAGCGGAUAUUUGUGUGGCAUUAUCUGUUCGGAUGUGUUUUUAAAAUUAGUAAAUAAUAAUAAUAAUGCUACACAGAAUUAUCACAGAAUUCUCAAGUAUAAGCUGGCCUGGUGGUCACUCAUUCCAAUGUUUUUUGUAUUAAUAUCUAUUGGAACUUUAAUGAUGGAACAAACUUUUGAGAAGCCAUCUAUUUUUGUUGCAAUUUUUGCAGGAUUAUACAAAAAUUUAUGGGUUAUCAUAUGUGGAUUAUUUGUUUUUGGCAUGUGCUUUAAAAUGGGAGGAAUUUUUCAUAAAACGUCAGUGCUUCCAUCGUCUACAGUUUUAGCGAAAAUAUCUUUCCAAGCAUAUCUAUGGCAUUUCGCCAUUCUGCAUUUAAUGGCUACUUUGUAUAGACCUCCAAUUUACAUUAGUCGGCUUAAUGUGAUAACAAUUAUUAUAUGUAGUUAUAUUUUUAGCAAUAUAGUAGCGUUUUUUAUUACAACAUGUUUCGAGUACCCGAUUAAUGGAUUUAUUAAGAUGUCUAAGCGAAGAGAUUACAAAUUUAGAAAUAAUAAUAAUAACACUUUAGAACUAAAUAGUAAAUAA
Messenger RNA from Teleopsis dalmanni, 2079 nucleotides. Its product is annotated as nose resistant to fluoxetine protein 6-like. Lineage: Eukaryota; Metazoa; Arthropoda; Insecta; Diptera; Diopsidae. The record is from RefSeq and is a predicted model, not a curated record. Bases 1 to 2079 code for a protein of 692 amino acids. The transcript has 11 exons. Gene Ontology annotation, molecular function: acyltransferase activity, transferring groups other than amino-acyl groups.